Messenger RNA from Chionomys nivalis (European snow vole), 3800 nucleotides. RefSeq names its product zinc finger DHHC-type palmitoyltransferase 22 (gene Zdhhc22). The record is from RefSeq and is a predicted model, not a curated record. The transcript is spliced from 3 exons. The coding region runs from base 741 to 1532 and encodes 263 amino acids. Gene Ontology annotation, molecular function: palmitoyltransferase activity. Gene Ontology annotation, biological process: protein palmitoylation. Lineage: Eukaryota; Metazoa; Chordata; Mammalia; Rodentia; Cricetidae. Gene Ontology annotation, cellular component: Golgi apparatus.
CCGCUUCGGGGGGCGGCUGCCCGGGCGUCCAAGAGGCAGUGGCGGAGGAACCGGUGGGUGCCCGCGCUGCCAGGUCCGCAGGGCUCCGGUGCCGCCCUCAGAGGCCGGUGGGGCUGGUGCCGGUGCUGAGCGGACAGCUCCCCACACUUCCUGCAGCCAGGCACUGUAUGCGGGCCUUCGCGGGACGCAGGGCCCCGGCUGCAGCUGCCCACCCGGCGCCCCGCACUCCCCCAGUCCCUGUCCUUCGCCUUCCCUGAGCAGCGGCGCAUCUGGAGGCUGCUCCCGCGCCCCCCUGGCGACUGGCGCCGGGAAGACACUUGCUUUCCUCGCCGGAUCCCGGCACCUAAGGCUCUGUGAAGUGGGCAGCCCCCGCCCCCGUGGCCUCUGGGAGUGCAUGGCUAUGGGGGCCCUGAGUCUCCAGCGAUCACCCUCAGUCAUGCCCUGAACUGCGCCCCAGCUGUGCAGAGAGACUGCAGGCCCCCAGAGUGGUAAGCACAGUCACCUGCGAAGAUUUCAAGGUGACCAGUGUCUCAGCCCGGACGGACGGUACAGCUUGAACCCAGGCCCCGUGGCAUCCACCCAUCCUGGGUGCAGCCACUUUUCCAGAACUUUUCUCAUGCCUCCUUCUGGUCGAUUACUUAGACCACUGGAAAGUUCUUCUCGAUACACAGAACCUAUUUCCCCGCGGUACCCGAAGUUGGGCAGGGGCUUCGGCUGUAGAAGGAAUGUGACCGAGGAGGAUGCUGGCCCUGCGGCUGCUCAACGUGGUGGCCCCUGCCUACUUCCUUUGCAUUUCCCUGGUGACCUUUGUCCUGCAGAUCUUCCUCUUCCUGCCCAGCAUGCGUGAGGACCCCACAGCCACCCCGCUCUUCUCGCCCGCCGUGCUUCACGGGGCGCUCUUCCUGUUCCUCUCAGCCAAUGCCCUGGGCAAUUACGUCCUGGUCAUCCAGAAUUCCCCAGACGACCUUGGCACCUGCCAGGGAACCUCAUCCCAGCGACCUCAGUGCCCACCGCCCAGCACCCACUUCUGCCGAGUGUGCUCCCGAGUCACGCUGAGGCACGACCAUCACUGUUUCUUCACCGGCAACUGCAUUGGCAGCAGGAACAUGCGCAACUUCAUCCUUUUCUGCCUCUACACCUCACUGGCCUGUCUUUACUCCAUGGUGGCCGGCGUGGCCUACAUCUCAGCUGUUCUUUCCAUCUCCUUCGCCCAUCCCCUGGCCUUCCUCACGCUCCUGCCUACUUCAAUCAGCCAGUUCUUCUCCGGAGCUGUCCUCGGUUCUGACAUGUUCGUCAUCCUCAUGCUCUAUCUCUGGUUCGCUGUCGGCCUGGCCUGUGCCGGCUUCUGCUGCCACCAGCUGCUGCUGAUCCUCCGGGGGCAGACCCGCUACCAGGUUCGAAAGGGGGUGGCAGUGAGAGCCCGGCCCUGGCGCAAGAACUUACAGGAGGUCUUCGGAAAGAGGUGGCUGCUGGGCUUGCUGAUCCCCAUGUUCAAUGUCGGGACUGAAAGCUCCAAGCAGCAGGACAAAUAGCUGGCAAGGACCUUGCCAUUUCUCCGUCUCAGUUCCUUCUGAACGUAAGAUCACAGCACCCCUGUCUCCACCUGUGACACACCACACCCUCCACUAAGAAGGGCCUCAUAUCCACCCCAGACAUUUAACACUCAGAGGAUUUAUAAAAAGGUGCAUUCUGACAUGGAGGGGAAAUGACCACCUGAGCAUCACUAGGCUGCUCACGACCCAGCCAGGGGUGGUAGCUGCUAAUCUGUGAGGGUGUUUCUGUUUCAAGUUAUCUUCUGGGAAGCCCUUCCCCCACCCCCUGCCUGGCCCAUCCGCUGUUAUGUCUCAGGUGUCACCACUUCUGUUAAAGGCCUUCUCCACAUCUGGAUAGUGGAGACUCCAUUCUUGCUGCUGGUAGGAGACUCCCCAGGCCCUGGAGGCUGGUAAGUGGUACAGUUAGCACGCAGGCAGUCCAGUAAGCUUUGCCAACUGCUAGUGGAAAUGGGAAGGGGUGUGGAUACACACUCAUCCUCUAGAAGGGAUAACCAGCAGAAUGUGCACUGGCUGCUCAGCCUAUGUAUAAAGUCUUUCCCCUAGAUAUAGCAGUCAAUAGCCUGGCAUUUUUUAAUGCUGUUCCCUGCCCAGCCUCCUCCAGCUGGCCACUCCAGCCCAGCCCAGGAGUUAACUGGUUACUUCUUUUCCCUGGAAUUCCUCUGGCAUUUGAGCUCCAGCCUCUAGAUUUUUGCUAGAUAUUGGGAAGGGAAGAAGGGAGAGCUAAAGGGGAGUUACCCAUAAGUAACAAGGGAAACAUAUUUCUAUAUAGCCUUAUAUAACCAUAUAUAAGUGUGUGUGUGUGUGUGCGUGCAUGUGUGUGUGUGUAAGGGGGUAGGGGUGAGGAGUGUUGUUAUGAACACAGAGUGAGUAUUGGAGGGGGAGGAUGGAGGGGUAAAUGGGUUGACUCUCUUUCAACCAAAGCCAUCUAGUGUUUGAAUACUGACCUUUGGAGGUAUUUUAACGGGAUCUAGGGAGCUCUCUGCCAGGAGUGCUAUGAAAGAGAUUUUUGCUUCUGUUCUACAUGAGUUUAGAGAUUCCUUUGCAUUCCUGAUUCUGUUAUCCUCUUUGCCACUUCUGGGCCCAAGGGCAAGCUCUUUAGAGACACCUGGGAGUCACCGGCUUUCGUGAGGUGGGGGCGGAGGUGGGAUGAGCAUGGAAAGAGUCUGAAAAUCAGACCACAGAUUUUUCUGCUCCCAGCCCAGCCAUUCUGGAGACUUUCCCGAUGUUCACAGUGGUUUAGAGUGGAUACACUGGAGGACAGGGAGGUGUAACUGUGUUAGGGCCAGGUUGGGGCAGUCACAGGGACAAAGAAGCCUGAAGAUCAUGCUCAGCCCCAAGGGGUUAAUGGGAAUGAGAGAGUAUGGGGGUGCAAUUGCCAGUCCAUUCUUUCCAGUCUGACUAGCUCUAAAUGGGGGUGCUGACUUGAAUUCUGAAACCCAGAGGACCAUACAGACCCCUGGACAUAUGAAGGAGUGGGAGCCACAGAAAAACCCUCUCCAGCCUUGGUCUCGAGGCCAAUCCAACAUUCAUAAAGGUGUUGAGGCUGAAGCCCACAGCCUUCAGUGUCCAGUGGAUGGCCCCAGUGACCCCAGCCACCGCUUCAUAAGACCCUGAAUUCUUGAGCAGAGCUUGGGAGGAUUUUAUGCAGGCCCUACUUUGGCGCCCUCCAGAGGGCUAAUGGAGUAAUGUCGCUCCUGCUCGCUCACUCCCUCCAGCAUUCAUCCUUUGGAGUCUCCCAUGGGUUCAUCCUGCUGUAGUUAUCAAGCACCGACUGCGGGCUGAGUCCUGGUCACUAACAAUCCAGACUGCCCCCAUCAAGGGCAGUUCAUUCCUACAAUUCCACUCUGCUACCUUGGCAGUUGUUGAAGUCAGCCCCUUGGAGAGAAAAUAAGCGGCAGGGCUGAAGGGGAGUUCAGGCUUCCUCCACUAGAGCUGAUUUUACGCACAAUUCUGGCCACCCGUUAGCGGCAUGAGGAAACAAGGGAUGGUCUGAAUGGCUCAGGACUCGGAGAGCUCUUGACCCUAGAGGUCAAACUUGAAAGCCAGCUCUGCAUUGUCCAGGCUCAGAUCAUGAAGUCUGACAUCCCAGAAUGGAAAGAGGAGAAUUUCAGGAGGCCAGCUCCUAAACGCUGGCCCAUGAGGGUGGCUGUGGGGAAUUUGCCAGGUAUGGUAUGUGAGCAGCAUUUGUGUACAUGGCGCCCUGUUUUUAAUGAAGAAUAUGAAUAAAAUUUGUGGUUUUCAACUGUA